Molecule: messenger RNA, 1102 nt
Organism: Cucurbita moschata (crookneck pumpkin)
Lineage: Eukaryota; Viridiplantae; Streptophyta; Magnoliopsida; Cucurbitales; Cucurbitaceae
Product: CBS domain-containing protein CBSX3, mitochondrial-like
Exons: 6
Coding region: 207-827 (206 amino acids)
Source: RefSeq, a predicted model, not a curated record
CUAAGGAAGAAUGACAAAAACAUGAGGAGCGGUGAAGAGGUCCGAAAAACAAAAAGAAAAGAGAGAUAAAAUCGGGUCUCACAGUUUUAUGACCUUCGCCUUCCGUUAGGUUUCAUUAUCCGAACCUCACACUUCGCCAUUACUCUUUUCUUCUCAACUUCCUUGAAACCGGAGAUUUUCUUGUGGAUCUUCUUCAUCAGGUGAAGAUGCAAGGUGCUGUGCGAUCAUUUCUAUCACACGGAAACGUUGUGAAAACUGCUGUUCUGCAACAAAUUCGUCUAGCAAACCCCCAGAUGAGGCCUGCAAUGUUUUCAUGCUUUACGACAUCAGCUAAUUCUGCAAACAUUGAAGAACAUGGCUUUGAAAGCACUACUAUUGAUGAUAUCUUGAAAGCAAAAGGCAAAAGUGCUGACGGAUCAUGGCUUUGGUGCACUACAGAUGACACAGUUUACGAUGCCGUCCAGUCGAUGACUCAGCACAAUGUUGGAGCCUUGGUGGUUGUUAAGCCUGCGGAGCAAAAUUCAAUUGCUGGUAUUAUAACAGAAAGAGAUUAUCUGAGAAAGAUUAUAGUGCAAGGCAGGUCUUCCAAGUCUACCAAAGUUGGGGAUAUCAUGACUGAGGAGAACAAACUUAUCACUGUGACACCCGACACCAAGGUUUUGCGAGCCAUGCAACUUAUGACUGAUAACCGAAUUAGGCACAUACCCGUCAUUGAUGACAAGGGUAUGAAAGGCAUGGUGUCGAUCGGAGACGUGGUUCGGGCUGUGGUGAGCGAGCACCGAGAGGAGCUAAACCGCCUGAACGCUUUUAUUCAGGGAGGUUAUUGACAUCGCUUGCUUGCUUGCUGCUGGUAUGAUGUUUGGAAAAACCAGAACGGUUCAGCUCUUGUAAAUAUAGCCUGGUAUGUGCACGCACUCUCAUGUUGUUUGGUUGUGCUCAAUGUUUCUGGUACAAUAAUCAGUGUCUGGACCACCUAUUAUGUAAUAAUAGACGCCAACUUUGCUUUCCUAAUUUCCUCCCUAAGCUACCUUUCCUUUUAUGGAGAUGACAAAAUUCUCCCGACGUGGCGACUCACCCUGAAUGAAGCAAUCAAUUUCUGCUU